Cuscuta campestris is the source of this 770-nucleotide messenger RNA. Lineage: Eukaryota; Viridiplantae; Streptophyta; Magnoliopsida; Solanales; Convolvulaceae. The record is from the annotation of a GenBank genome assembly.
UAUAAUUUAUUCAGAUUUGAGCAAUGAAAUGAUACUAUAGGGGAAAUCGAUUGGGAUGCACUCUAUGGGGAGAGUAUGUGGAUCGUUUUUUGGAUUGUUUAACCCAAAAUGCUCAAGAACCGGUGAUCAUGUUGUUGAGCUUUUGCAAACCACGGCGUUAUAUGGGUACUGUGACCGUAUCUUCUGCGUUUCAUGUUACGAAGAUGCUUUUCGAUGGUAACUCUCCAGAGGUCAACGCAUUUAGAGCAAGAUUACCUCUACAAGUGGAUGAUGUUGGAACAAUUGGAAGUAUCGUUUUAACCGCUGGAGCUGAUGGGGAUGAAGGUGUUAUCAAGACUACCACGAUCAAAGCACUCUUGGACACUACAAAGCCCGGUCCCUACUGGAUUGUUGGUAAGAUUGCUUCGAUAAAUGAUUUGGGCGACUGGUGCUAUUUGGGAUGCACCAAAUGCAACAAAAAGGUUGUCCCUGAUGGUGAUAAGUUCAGGUGUACGGGAUGUAACACUACCAUGCUGCAUGGAGUGUACAGGUUCAAGGUCAAUGUUCGGGUCUAUGAUUCCACCGGUCAUGUUUCAUUCGUCCUUUGGGAUAGGGAGUGCAAGGAAAUUUUGGGUGCAAGUGCUUUUGUGCUUAGGGAAAUUAUGCUUGAGGUUUGAAAUAAAGCAAUAUUCUUUAAUUAUUUUAUUACUGAAUCGUCACUAUAAUCAAUAACCAAAUAAUUCUAACUUAUUUCUUAUUGUUCUUUUCUUCAGAAAAAUAUGGACCCAAAU